CUUAACCAGACCAACGAAAACCUAGAUGACAACCUUGGAAAACACCAUUCAACCAAAACUGUACAUGUGGGCCGGGUUAUGGCUCACGGUCACGGAGGAAGGCAUUCUUUGAUGAUUUCCGAAGUCCAAACUACAUAUAUUCUUGUGUAUCCCGAUAGCUUAGAAAAACCCUAAGAAACUGUAAUUUUUUGCUCUCUCUAGCUCUCCCUCUCCAACAUGGAGGAGGAGAAAGAUGAGCAACAACGCGAUUGGACGCAUCUCCCCGGCGAGCUUCUCGACACGAUCAUGCGCCGGUUGACCAAACUACGGGACAUCGUCCGCUUCCAAGCCGUUUGCAAGCCGUGGAAGCUCGCCGUACUGGAUCAAGAACAAAACCCACCCAAAUUCCUCCAAUCCCUGCCGUGGCAGAUGUGGUCGUGCAAGUCCUUCCCCAAGGCGGCGGCCGGCGAUUCAUGCUCCGGCAGCGGCGGCUGCCACCGGUUCAUAGACGUGGUGGAAAGCAACAAUUGCAUCCUCCACAUCAAUUUAGGCACGAAAAAGCACUGCCACGGCUCGGCCUACGGAUGGCUGAUCCUCGAAGAAAAACAUUGCAGGCCUCUCGUUCUCUACUUGUUGAACCCUCUGACGGGGAACAAAAUCCCUCUCGCGAAUAAAAUCGCGAGAGGGCAUAGCGAUGAGUACCUCGAAGGACGGGUUAGUGGAAACUGUCUGAGCCAAUUCUCCCUGUCCGCCGAGCCGACGGCAGCAGAGGGCUGCGUCGUGGUUGCGGCCUAUCAUAACUUCGGAGGAUCCCGGUUGGUGUCGUGGAAGCUCGGAGGAACAGGGGAGCGUGAAACAGAGCAUCAGCAAAUUUGUACGUUUAUCCCCAUGGACUCCCUUGUGGAUUAUCCACAAACGUUUCUUGGCUGGGAUACCACCGCAAUUGGGUUCUGGAGAGAUAAAGUUCACAUCUUUUGUGGAUGCGAUGGAAGGGUUUUGUCCUGUGAUCUUGCCGCCGCCGCUGCUCAUCCCCUGUUUUCCUGGGCUUUCGUUCCAGAGGAUUUUACUCUGCCUUUCCGUGGCGGAUACUGUUUCCACUUCUUGGUAGCGAGUCCGGAGGGAGGAGAGUUGAUGCUCUUGAGUCGACACCAAGCUGUAUUCACCGACGAGGAGACAUUAAAGGGUACCUGUCGGCUUACUUUUUGCGUCCACAGGAUGAACGAAGAUGGGAAAAGAUGGGACGAAGCUAAGACGAUAGGUGAUUAUGCCAUUUUCGUUUUUCUGGAUAGCGCUUUCUUGGUGUCCGUCAAAGAUCAUCCGGAGUGUAGGAGGGAUUCCAUUUACUAUGAUGGAGGAAUAUAUGAUCUCACCUGCGAUCCAAUCACUAUUGGUCCUUACGCUUCUUCUCCGCCCCGUUGCAAAGCAUUGCUCUUACCAUGUAACUAUUGAUUUGUGGGGGUCUAGAUGUAGAAUUUUUAAUCCCUCUUCUCUCCUCCCUCUCGUCAUAUGCUUCCGCCGUUAUGAUUUUUCGAUUUCUGAUUUUUCAGAUCUGACUUUUCGAUUUUUCAGUUAUGAUUUUUGUACCAAUGCACUUAAACUCAUAUAUGAUAUUUUGUACCAGUGUACUGGUAGCGUUACCAGUGCACUGGUAGAGAUAGUGAGAUACCACUACACUCGUAGCGAUAUCAGUGCACUGGUACAAAUAUCAGAUCUCAAUUUAAAUGUAGUGGUAGAAAUAUCAGUGCACUGGUACAACGUAUCACUGCACUGGUACAUUUUUUUUUAAUGUAACGGUACAUUUUUGCGGGUGGCCGGAGGAAGUCUGCCGGCAGGAUUUCACCGGAGAAGUGUGGCGGUCGGAGGCUGCUGGAAAAAGGAAGAAUGAGAGAUAGGGAGAUAGAAUUGUAUUUAAUGUAGGUUUAAAUUAAAAAAACACAAGUAAUUAAUAUGGUGCAUUUAAUUCUCUAUGUGUAUUUAAUUUGAGUGUUAAAAUAUAUAGAUGACAUUUAAUACCAAGGGGGUGUCAUUUUUCCAACCCCUUUAUGGGGUUAGCAAGCUAAUUGGACCCUUAUUUGGACUUAUUUCUCGGUUUAUGAUUGUUUUUUUAUAUUGGAAUAUUAGUUGGGGUUAUUUUGUUAGGAAUUAUUGUUAGAGUAGUUAGAGGGAAUUAUCGGAUUAUAUUAGAGGUGGCAAAUGGAUUGGAUUGGUGGAUUGAUGGAUUGGAUUAGUGGAUCCAUGGAUCAAAUGGAUUGGAUCUAAUGGAUUGGUGGAUUCAUGGAUUGGAUCAAGUGGAUUGGUGGAUUAUCCAUGAAUCCAAAUGACAUCCUCAAUCAAGGACCAAUAUGUAAAAUGUAAAAAGUUUAGGUACUAAAAUGUCAUAAUGAAAAAUUUCAGGUACCAAAACGUAAUUUUCAAAUGAUAUUUUUCGUAUAAAAAAUUAAAUUUUAGGUACCAAAAUGCAAAAAAUAAAAAUUAUAGGUACUAAACCGUAAUUUGCCAAUGAUCCAUGAAUCCAAUCCAUGAAUCCACCAAUCCAAUUGGAUUUGGAUUAAAUGGAUUGGAUUUAAAUGGAUUGGAUUAGGUGGAUAUUUUUAAUGGAUUGAUGGAUUGGAUUGGUGGAUUGGAUUGAAAUUGCCACCUCUAGAUUAUAUAUUCUGUGAUUGAUGAGUUUUUUAGGUUAAAAAAUAAGAGAACAAUUAUACUCUAAACCCUACUCUUUCUCUUCUCAUCUGAAAAUCCCCUCUUCUUCUCCUAAUUGUCGUCGGCCACCCUCCUUUCAGGAGGCUGAUUUCUUCCUUCUGUCUAAGGGGUCGUUUGGAGAACAAAAUUUAGGGAACAUU
This is a messenger RNA of Linum trigynum, 2819 nucleotides long. NCBI's taxonomy places the organism in Eukaryota, Viridiplantae, Streptophyta, Magnoliopsida, Malpighiales, Linaceae. The record is from the annotation of a GenBank genome assembly.